Balaenoptera ricei (Rice's whale) is the source of this 2044-nucleotide messenger RNA. It is a transcript of the gene MED7, whose product is annotated as mediator complex subunit 7. Gene Ontology annotation, cellular component: mediator complex. Lineage: Eukaryota; Metazoa; Chordata; Mammalia; Artiodactyla; Balaenopteridae. Bases 956 to 1657 code for a protein of 233 amino acids. Gene Ontology annotation, biological process: regulation of transcription by RNA polymerase II. Gene Ontology annotation, molecular function: transcription coregulator activity. The transcript has 3 exons. The record is from RefSeq and is a predicted model, not a curated record.
GGCUGCGGCCGGGGGCUCUGGGCGCGCCCCUCUGCGCGGCCGGCGCCUCCCGGACCUGCAACCCGGGUUCCCGCCCCGGGAGAGCCAGCCGUGCCGCUUAGGGAGAACUUGUCCCCAGGACCCCCCAGGCCUGGCAACCACACCUGCAGCAGUAGGAGGACUGAAGAUUUGGGCUCCUUUCGGACCUCACUGAUCUCACAUUAUUUCCAAGUGCUCAUUUAUCUCCCUAAUACUUAUCGAGCACCUAUUUUGUUCCAAGCACCGUGCCAGGAGCUGAGUAGGCACUGGUGUACAAAAGACAGGCCCCGGCACUUUUGGAGCUUAUCAUCUAUUAAGAGAGACGGGGAAUAAAUGUACGUAGCAAAUGUCCAGUUCCAACUGAGAGACAUUCUGUGAAGAAGAAGAACAGGGUGAAGUGAUAGAAAAUAAACCUGAGGGUUGGGGAGAGGGGACUUCCACCAAUGGAGUCUGAUGCCAAAUGCUGUUCCUCUGUUCAAAAUUACCUUCUCACCCUCCCUUUCACUUCCCUGGGGCCAAAUCUCUGAAGCUGCCCUCUUUGAAGCAGGGAUCUCCCUCAGCUUCCUUCAGGAAGAAUUAAUUGCCUCAUGGACAAAAAGGCAAAUACAUGGUGACGGGAAGUAUUUACUGGCAAAGCCCGGGAGAAAACUGAGAGGACAGGCACCUUUCUCUUCAAGACUUAUCUGCUCUAAGUCUCCAAAGAAACGGUUCUCAUGGAGAUGCAGCCUGGUGAGCCCUCAAACCAGGUGAAAGUCAGGCAGCACCGAAUUCCAACCUUGGGACCCCUGAGCAAGUCACUUCACCACUCUGUUCCUGAGGUGCCACCUUAUCUACAAUGUGGGGAAUAAGAGUUGCCUUUCCUACGUCACAAGGCAAGGAAGCAGUGUGGGAUCAAACUACAAGGAAUGCCUAAUCCUAAGGUUCUUGAUCUUCCACAAUGGGUGAGCCACAGCAAGUAAGCGCCCUCCCACCCCCUCCGAUGCAGUACAUCAAGGAGUAUACAGAUGAAAAUAUUCAGGAAGGCCUCGCUCCCAAGCCUCCACCUCCAAUAAAGGACAGUUAUAUGAUGUUCGGCAACCAGUUCCAGUGUGAUGAUCUUAUCAUCCGCCCUUUAGAAAGUCAGGGUAUCGAACGGCUUCAUCCUAUGCAGUUUGAUCACAAGAAAGAACUGAGAAAACUCAAUAUGUCUAUCCUUAUUAAUUUCUUAGACCUCUUAGAUAUCUUGAUAAGGAGCCCUGGGAGUAUAAAACGAGAAGAGAAGCUAGAAGAUCUUAAGCUGCUUUUUGUACAUGUGCAUCAUCUCAUAAAUGAAUACCGACCCCACCAAGCAAGAGAGACCUUGAGAGUCAUGAUGGAGGUGCAGAAACGUCAACGCCUUGAGACAGCUGAGAGAUUUCAAAAGCAUCUGGAACGAGUCAUUGAGAUGAUUCAGAAUUGCUUGGCUUCUUUGCCUGAUGAUUUGCCCCAUUCGGAAACAGGGCUGAGAGUAAAAACUGAACCAAUGGAUGCUGAUGAUAGCAACAAUUGUGCUGGACAGGAUGAACAACAAAGAGCAAAUUCAGGUCAUAGGAGAGAUCAGAUUAUAGAGAAAGAUGCUGCUUUGUGUGUCCUAAUUGAUGAAAUGAAUGAAAGACCGUGAAGGAUGUUCCUUUUUUUUCUUUUUUUUUUUUCGUUUCAGUAAAUAGCAUAUAUAUUAGUUAAUUCACUUUUAGAGAGUCUCAAAAGAGAUAGCACUAGAAGUCUUGCAAGCAGCUUGACUCUCCAACUUUCUCAGUUGUUAGACGUCACAGGCAGUUUAUGGCAUUUCACUUUAUGGCAAGCCUAGGUAAAUGAGUGUGCCUACAUUGAGCAAUCACCUUCAAAAGCAGUGUUUGCCGCUAGUGUGUGGAACAUCCCUGUUUUCGGAGUUACAGUAAACUUUGAAGAUAUCCUCAGUAAUAGUAGGUUUUCAUCCCUGAAAAGUAGAUUUGUCAUUUGCUUUAAGAAUGAUAGAUAAUAAAGGAUAUCAAACUUUAUAAAUAUGAAA